UAAGUCUCGGCAGGUGUCUUGUACAGGUGUUCAGUCGGCUAGUGGCGCGUAUUCGCGUGUCCGGUAUGUACGUUAUUCUCUCGGCACGAUAAAGUAUUUUACCGAUGUUGAAUAAAUAUAUAAAAAAAAGUGCGUGAAAUUUUUAUUUCAAAUCCAUAAAAAUGUCUCGAUCAUGGUGUGAAGUGAUAGAUUCGAAAUAUCGCGAAAGGUGAUUAUUGCUAAGAGUAAAAUUUUCACACGAAAGAUUGGCGGCCGACAUCGCGGGUUAUAUUGCAGUUGGAUAUUAUGCUAAUCACAUUACGGUCAGAAUGCGGGAGGAAGAACUUGAGAUAUCACUCAAGGUGGUGAUAGUCGGUAAUGGUGCUGUGGGGAAAUCGUCGAUGAUCCAAAGGUUUUGCAAAGGUACUUACACGAGAGACUAUAAGAAGACCAUCGGUGUCGAUUUUCUGGAACGGGAGAUAGAGGUGGAUGGCGAGGACGUAAGACUGAUGCUGUGGGAUACUGCCGGUCAGGAGGAAUUCGACGCAAUCACUGCGGCUUAUUAUCGCGGCGCCCAUGCCUGCGUCCUCGCUUAUUCAGCCACGGACAGAGAUUCCUUCGACGCCAUUCCUUCGUGGAAACUGAAGGUGGAGAACGAGUGCGGCGAAAUUCCCACGGUUCUUGUACAAAACAAAAUGGACCUCGUUGAUCAGUGCGUCAUUGAUCCGGACGAAGCUGAGAGACUUGGUCGUGCCCUCGGCUGUAAGCUUUUAAGAACAUCCGUGAAAGAGGACGUUGGAGUCAUGAGCGUCUUCCGGCACUUGGCAUCAAGAUGUCUCCAUGAGAUGCGUCGCUGUGACGAUGAUUAUCAGGAUGACCUGAGAUUAUACUCAGCCGGACCUAGAUCUCCUUCCGUAAUAAGUGCAUUUAGUCCGAAUGGAUCCACGUGUGGUCGGAAUACAGGGAAUGGUACCAUAGUUUUGCGACCAGGAACCAAGGCAAAGAAUCAUAAGAAAAAAAAUUUUGUAAAAAACGCUUGUAGGCUACUUUAGUCUUUGCG
Messenger RNA from Bombus pascuorum, 1039 nucleotides. RefSeq names its product ras-related protein Rab-23 (gene Rab23). The record is from RefSeq and is a predicted model, not a curated record. Bases 309 to 1031 code for a protein of 240 amino acids. The transcript is spliced from 6 exons. Lineage: Eukaryota; Metazoa; Arthropoda; Insecta; Hymenoptera; Apidae. Gene Ontology annotation, molecular function: GTPase activity; GTP binding.